UUGUGAUCGAUGUAAAAAUGGAUUUUGGGAAAUGAGAAAAGAAGAUCCUGAUGGUUGUCGGCCAUGUUCUUGGAAUCUAAUUGGGACUUAUGGGAAUGAAGGUUGGGACAAAGUGACAGGAAAAUGUACAUGUAAAGCUCUUGUAAUGGAAGAACAAUGUGAUCAUUGUCUUCAAGAACAUUAUGGACCAAGUGUUGACGAUCCUAAUGGAUGCAAGACUUGUGAUUGCGAUCCUGGUGGCGCUUAUGACAAUCACUGCGAUAGUGCUGAGGGUAUGUGCCGUUGCAGACCAAAUUAUAUUGGGAGGAAAAUGGAUAUUGCUGGGCAUGCAUCGAUAAAUAUACAGUUGAAGUAA
Messenger RNA from Meloidogyne enterolobii, 355 nucleotides. NCBI's taxonomy places the organism in Eukaryota, Metazoa, Nematoda, Chromadorea, Rhabditida, Meloidogynidae. The record is from the annotation of a GenBank genome assembly.